Molecule: messenger RNA, 5775 nt
Organism: Mus musculus (house mouse)
Lineage: Eukaryota; Metazoa; Chordata; Mammalia; Rodentia; Muridae
Gene: Zfp626
Product: zinc finger protein 626
Exons: 4
Coding region: 571-2478 (635 amino acids)
Biological process (GO): regulation of DNA-templated transcription
Cellular component (GO): nucleus
Source: RefSeq, a predicted model, not a curated record
UCCCACAGGGAAACAGGGGCCUUGAGGGCUUCAGAGCUUUGAGGGGAUGGUCUCAUCGACUGCCCUGGGAAACCUGAUUGGCAUCUGAGGUGUUGUCAGGCUGAUGACACAGUUUGUGUGGAUGAAUGUCCCCUGUGGGUGUGUGAUGAGGUGACCUGCUCGAGGAGGCUUUAGGAGGGAGAGAGUUGAGGUAUCAGAGGGAAAGGUCAUCCAGGCUGUGAUAGGGAGGUGAUUGUAGUCUCCAGAGUUAGGGAAGGCCUGAGACACAUUGUCACCUGGAAAGGUUUUUGAUUUUUUUUUAAUGGAACAAAAGAUUAAACAUAAUAUUCACAUAAUGUGGACUCCUACAUAGUAAAUUCAUGGAAUCUUACAUAGUGUACAAAAUCAUUCUCACGACAAAACAAUCUUAAUGACAUCAUGUGAUAGUAUAAUAAACUCAAGGACUCACAGCAUUCCUUAUGUGUUUUACCCUGACCCCAGGGGUCAGUGACAUUUAGGGAUGUGGCUGUUGACUUCUCUCAGGAGGAGUGGGCCUUCCUGGAUGCUACUCAGAAGGUCUUAUACAGGGACAUGAUGUUGGAGACCUACAGCAACCUGGUCGCAGUGGUGGGAAGUUGCAUUUCCAAGCCAGAUCUGAUUGUCUUAUUAGAGCAGGAGAAAGAGCCCUGGAUGGCUGUGAAGGAAGAAACAGACUGGCCGAGCCCAGAUUUGGAGGCAGAUUAUGAUGCUGAAAAUGUAUUUCCAGAAAAUCAUAGUUAUAAUAGAAAUUCACCCAAACAGGACAUAAGACAAUCAAGUAAAACUUUUGACUUUAGGGGCUCCAGGUUUAGUGAUGGCCCUAAAUGUAGUACAUUCCAAGGACUGCAGGGUUGUCAGGAAGGAGAUGCUGGCCAGCAGGUUACUAAGAAGGAAGGAGUGCCUCCUUACACCUGCCAGACUCUUGCUCACAGCUUACAAAAACCAUAUGAAUGUAAACAGUGUGGGAAGUGCUUCAAUUGUAGUUCAACUCUUAGUCAGCAUCAGAGUGUUCAUGCUGGAGAGAAGCCCUAUGAAUGUAAGGAAUAUGGGAAGGUCUUCAGACUCCCCCAACAGCUCACAAGGCAUCAGAAAUCUCACAGUAGUGAGAAACCUUUUGAGUGUAAUGAAUGUGGAAAGGCUUUUCAUCUUCCUCACCUGCUUCAGAACCAUAAAACCACUCAUACAGGUACAAAAGCAUUUGAAUGUGAGGAGUGUGGGAAGAUCUUCAACCGUGUCUCCAACCUUGUUGCACACAGGAUUAUUCAUGCUGACGUAAAACCAUAUAAAUGUAAUGAGUGUGGGAAAGCCUUUAAACGUCGCUCAUACUAUAUGCAACAUCAGAAAAUUCAUUCUGGUGAGAGACCCUUUCAGUGUAAGGAGUGUGGGAAGGCCUUCAUUUUUCUGGCUCACCUCAAUGGACACCAGAUGAUUCAUACUGGAGAGAAGUCAUUUGCAUGUAAGGAAUGUGGAAAGGCCUUCAGACUCCUCCAACAGCUUACAAGACACCAAAAAUUUCACAGUGGUGAUCGACCUUUCAAAUGUAAUGAAUGUGGAAAGGCUUUUCCUUUUCCUGACCGGCUUAAGCUUCACAAAACCAUUCAUACAAAUACAAAACCAUUUGAAUGCAGGGAAUGUGGGAAGUCUUUCAAGUGUGUCUCCCACCUUGCUCAACAUAGGAUUAUUCAUGCUGAUGUGAAACCAUAUGAGUGUAGUGAGUGUGGGAAAGCCUUUAAUCGUCGCUCAAACCUCAUACAACAUCAGAAAAUUCAUUCUGGUGAGAAACCCUUUGAGUGUAAGGACUGUGGGAAGGCCUUCACUGUUCUGCCACAGCUCACGCGACACCAGAGGAUUCACACUGGAGAGAAGCCAUUUGAAUGUAAGGAAUGUGGGAAGAAAUUCUAUACUGGCCCACACCUUGCUCAGCACCAGCGGGUUCAUACUGGUGAGAAACCCUUUGAAUGUAAUGUAUGUGGGAAAGCUUUUAGGCUUCGGGCAUGCCUUUCUGAGCAUCAGAAAACUCACAUUGAAGAGAAACCUUUCAAGUGUAAGCUGUGUGGGUCAGCCUUCAGAAGUAGGUACCAGCUUAGUUUACAUCGACAGACUCAUCCUCACGUGAGACCCUUUCAGUGUCAGGAGUGUGGCAAGGCCUACAUUCUGCUGGCACAGCUCAUUCAGCACCAGACCGUUCAUACUGGUGAGAGGUCAUUUGAAUGUAAGGAAUGUGGCAAGAAGUUCCAUACUGGCUCACACCUUGUUCAGCACCAGCAUUUUCAUACUGGUGAGAAACCCUUUGAGUGUCAUGUAUGUGGGAAGGCUUUUAGAUUUCAGGUAUACCUUUCUGAGCAUCAGAAAACUCACAUUGAAGAGAAGCCUUUCAAGUGUAAGGUGUGUGGAUCAGUCUUCAGACAUAGGUACCAGCUUAGUGAACAUCGGCUUGCUCAUAUUGAUGUGAGACCCUAGGAGUGCAGGGAAGGUCACACUGGGAAGAAACUCUUCAAGUAGAAAGAAUGUGCCAAGUUCUUAGACUUAAUGUGCUUCCCAUGUGUCAUCGGAAAUCUCACAAUCAAGAGAGGCCUUUUUUUUUUUUUUUUUUUGGUGGUGGGGGGGUGGGUUUUGAGACAGGGUUUCUCUGUGUAGCCCUGGCUGUCCUGGAACUCACUCUGUAGACCAGGCUGGCUUCGAACUCAGAAAUCCGCCUGCCUCUGUGAAUAUAAAGAAUAAGGAAAAGCCUUUCAUCUUUCCAGCCAGCUUAAUAACCAUAAAAUUGUUACUACUAUUAAACUAUUAAAAGACCCUCGUGGGACUCCCUCCCCUUGUCAUAGGCCAGAAUGGUCCAUGAAGGCAGUAGGAGCUGGCGAGUCGAAAGCUUUGUGAGUACAUCCGGGGAGUGACCACGUGGGGACCAGCUAUUAGGAAGCAGAUCAGUUUUACCUAGGGUGACUCAAGGCUUAGGAAGUUUGGGGGACUGAAGGUGGUGAUAUUCAGGAUGGAAGGUCAUUGGCUGAGGGCUUGGGGAACUUGAAAUGCUCAUUAGCCUAGAAAGCAUUUCGGGAAUCUCAGAUUUUAGCUGAGCAGGUUUUAUCAGGAGAAAAGAAAUUGAUCCUGUAAUAUAAUUGAGGCUACAUGACAUUCCUUAGGUCGAGGUUUACAUGGAGGGAUUGAAUUCCCCAGGCAGUCAGAGGAGCAUCUCUUCUAAGAAAGGGUGUCUCAUAGUGUGCCAAGCCCAGAGGCUAUCCAGCCAGCCAUGGUGGACUUCAACUUUAAUUAGCAGAGUUUUUUCCAUAGCCCUUUAAAUGCAAGGUAUGUGGGAAGUCCUUCAAGCUUGCUUCCAGCCUUGUUCAACAUAGGGCUGGCUGUUCAUGCUGGUGUGAGACCAUAUGAAUAUAACGAGUAUGGCAAAGCUUUUAUUCAUUGCUUAAACUUUUUGCAGCACCGCAAAAACUUAUUCUGGUGACAGAUCCUUUCAGUGUAAGGAAUGUGGAAAGGACAUUGUUCAUGGAACAGCCCUUAGAAUUCAUCAGAGAAUCCAAGGUGGAGAAAAGCCCUUUUGAUGUAAGGCAUGUGGGGAAUCUUUCCACUCUCAUUAUCAAUUUCUUGGAUAGUUUAGAAUUCAUACUGGCAAGAAUCCUUAUGAAUGUAAGGAAUUGGGAAGUACAUGUGAUAGAGAUCUUAAAGUAUAUCAGAGAAUUCACAUUGUUGAAGAAUCUUAACUGAUGUGGGAAGACCUUAAAUUGAAUAGAAAACUUGGUUUGACAUUCUGAAUUUAAUAUUAGUAAUAAAUCUUAAGAUGUAAGGAAUGAAAAAAAAAAGAUGUAAGGAAUGUGGAAAGGCCUUCAGUAAUUCCAAACUAACUGUCUAUCAGAGAAUCCUACUGGAGAGAAAUUCUAUGACUUUAACAAGUAAGGUGACAAGAUGUUUAGAUUUAGUUCAGCUUUCAUGCACAGUGGCAAAUUCAUACAGGGGGGACACCCUAUCACUGGAAAGAAUGUGGAAAGACCUUCAAUUGCAGCGCAGGCCUUCAUCAUAAAAGAACCUAUGCUUGUGUCAAACACUAUGAAAGCAAGGAAUGUGGGAACAUUUGUAGAAUAAGCUGUUAAAGCUCAUCAGAGUCUGUGUAGGUCUGAAACCCAGUGAUUGGGAAGACUCAGGAAAAGCCUUUCUUGAAAAUGGUAAGCUUAUACAAAAUCAGAAAAUUCAUAAUUGUCAGGAGUCUUCUGCAUGUAAAAAAAGGUGGACAAGCCAUUGCAUGAAAAUCCUGUUACUUAAAAGAAUGUGGAAACUUUAAGCUGCCACUGGAUCUGGUUAGCAUCACAGUAUUCAGAUCCUCUUGAUGACAGGAAACCCUUUAGAGAAUGUAAGGGGCUAGAGAGAUGGCUCAGUGGUUAAGAGCACUGACUGCUCUUUCAGAAGUCCUAAUGUUCAAUUCCCAGUAACCACAUGGUGGCUCACAAGCAUCUGUAAUGGGAUCCGAUGCCCUCUUCUGAUGUGUCUGAUGACAGCGACAAGUGUACUCACAUACAUACAAUAAAAUAGAGUGAGAAUGAAGUAAGCUGGUUGUUCAGAGAAGAUACUCUAUUGAUAAUGUCUCUUAAUGUCAGAGAUACAGGGGAGUGAUCAUGUCCUUGAUUUACUCUCCUGUUAGUUGUAUAAACUUAAUUCAUCAGUAGUCACCCAGGACAGUUAACUUUUUUUUUUUAAAGAUUUAUUUAUUUUUAUUAUAUAUAAGUACACUGUAGCUGUCUUCAAACACUCCAGAAGAGGGGGUCAGAUCUCAUUACGGAUGGUUGUGAGCCACCAUGUGGUUGCUGGGAUUUGAACUUCGGACGUUCAGAAGAGCAGUCAGGUGCUCUUACCCACUGAGCCAUCUCACCAGCCCCAGGACAGUUAACUUAAGGAGAGCAGUUACUGGAACUAGGUUUAUCUGAGAUGUCUUUGUUGUCACCAUUAACAUCACAUGGCUCUUGUAAUAGACUGAAUGUUUACUUAGUUUUUGCAUAAUUUGUUAGUGGGCAACACAGGACCAGCCAAAGUUGUGUCAAGAGGAUUAUAAUAGAUAUCAAAAUCCUUGAGGGUAUUUGUUCAAUGCCGAUGUUCUAUAAAAUAGAUUUUUAAAUUUUUCUCGCUUUUAUCAGCAUUAGUAUAACUGACAUGAAAGGCUAAUUGGACUUUAUGUAGUUUAGGAAAGCCUCAUGCAUUCAGCCACUAUUAAAUUUUAAAUAACUCCAUUCUGGAUACAUCUAAUGGAUGAAAAGGAACAUGAAAGGAUUUGAAUUGUGAGUCCAUUCCUUGAGUAUUUAUGUGGAGAUUUAAAAAAAAAAAAAAACCCGGUUAUUGAUGAGAAAGUACUUUCUAACUGAAAUUUAUUAAAAUUUCAAAAGGUAAAAUCCUAUAUUUAUGUCCUCUGCCUACAUAUGAAGAUGAACUAUACAUUUGUAGCAGGAGAAGAAAGUCCACAGGAUCCUUCAUCUUUUAUUCUUGCUGAGGCCAUUUCAGGUUUGACUAGAAUUUGAUUUUCUUGAUAGAGAAUUUUGUGGAAAAUUGCACAACUCUAUUCUAGAAACUGGAGAUCAACUUGGCUAUGAUAAUUCAUCCUGGCUUUAGUUAAAUGACCUGUGUAUUUAAACCUCCCCCUCUGGUUAUCUGCUUAUCUUGGCUUCUGUUAAACUGCCUGUUCAGAUAAAAGCUGAAUAAGUAUUAAAUACUUCAAUGUACUCAGAGCUGGCUGGAAUAAAGACCAGCAAUUGGUUAUACACUGUG